AAUAAAUGCCCUGUAUCGUCCACUUGUCUGAAUAAUGAUGGUAAUUACACCUGCCAGUGUAAUGAGGGCUACACGCAGAAAUCAGCUUACGAAUGUCAAGAUAUUGACGAAUGUAAGACUGGAGUGGCAGGGUGUUCUCAUGGAUGUUCUAAUGUGGAAGGGGGUUUUAACUGUGAGUGUGAGUUUGGGUACACGCUGGAGGAUGACAGGAAGACAUGCGCAGUGGUGACUGAUAUUUGUUCGCUUUAUCCACAUCUUAACUGCUCAUUUGGGUGUAAACAAGAUCUAGCAAAUAAAACUAUUGGAUACUGCUUCUGUGGCGCGGGAUUCUACCUGAACGCGGUGGAUAAGCAGUCCUGUAUUGAUGUUAAUGAGUGUGGCAAUGAAACACUGAAUCUGUGUACCUUCAAAGAAAACUGUGUAAAUACUGUUGGGUCCUACAACUGUUCAUGUCCCAUAGGAUAUGUCUUAGAAAAUGACGGAAGACAAUGCUCAGUGUGCGAUAAUUUUCACUAUGGACGUGAUUGCAAAAUACCUUGCAAUUGCGGAGUUGGUGCCUCCACAUGUGACAACGUACUUGGAUGCCAGUGUAAGACAGGGUGGGCAGGGUCGAAAUGUGAUGCUGACAUCGAUGAAUGUGCCAUCGGUACUCCUUGUAGCGAGGCCAACCAGAUCUGUCAGAAUACCCCGGGAUCCUACAGAUGUCUGUGUGAAACUGGAUAUAAUGAAACUUUAUCAGGACAAUGUACAGAUAUCAAUGAAUGUAUCAGCAAACCCUGCGACCAAAUUUGCAACAAUACAAAUGGAGGGUAUACAUGCUCCUGUAAUACGGGGUUUAAGCUCACAAACCAGUCAAAAUGUGAGGAUAUUGAUGAAUGUGCAGCACCAGUAUCACCAUGUGACCAACUGUGUUCAAACACUCUUGGAAGUUACAGAUGCUUUUGUAGAGAAGGUUUUCUUCUGAACGCGACAACUAAGUCCAACUGCCACGCCAAAACAGAGUGUUCCAUUCUGAACUGUACCCAGCAAUGUGCCGUGCGUGCUGAUGGGUCGGAGUAUUGCUCCUGUAGAAAUGGAUUCAGUCUAGAUUUAGAUAAUAUCACCUGCCUUGAUAUUGACGAGUGUUCACAAAACCCGUGCAGUGAGAAUUGUACACAGAAUAGCCCUGGUUUCGGAUACACGUGCUCUUGUGAUGUAGGGAAAAAGCUGGACAUUGACCAAAGGACGUGUAUAGAAUGUGAAAAUGGAAACUACGGGAUAAACUGCAAAGAUGCAUGUUUGUGUAAACCUGAAAAUACGGCAUCUUGUGACAGAAUCUCGGGGUCCUGUACCUGUAAAGAAGGGUGGAAUGGGACAGACUGUACGGUGGACGUGGAUGAAUGUUUGAACCAGUAUAUCUGUCCAAAUAAUUCCGACUGCAAGAAUUCAAAUGGAUCUUAUUCUUGUGAUUGCAAAAACGGAUUUUCUUUUGCUGGUGAACAAUGUGUUGAGUGUUCGAGUACAACAUUUGGUCAGAACUGUGCCAGUCAGUGUACGUGUGAGUUCAGUAAAACUCAGUCAUGUGACAAACAGAAUGGAACCUGUUACUGUAGUUCUGGAUGGCAGGGUAUUAACUGUACAGAGGACGUCCCAGAAUGCACCAAUGAUGUCAAUAUUUGCGGACAUAAUGCAUCAUGUACUGAAACAAAAGGCUCAUAUUUAUGUGUUUGUGACUCAGGUUUUCACAAAACAUCAGCAGGACGUUGUGAAAAUAUUGAUGAAUGUUCGCUUGGAACCGGGAAUUGUUCACAGCAUGCACUUUGUUCUGAUACUGAAGGAAGCUUUACAUGUACAUGUCGACUUGGUUUCAGUGGAGAUGGCUAUAAUUGUACAGGUUGUAGUGGUACGUCAUAUGGUGAGCAGUGUUCUAAAACAUGUUCAUGCAACACAGUUGGCACAGCAGACUGUGAUAAUUUGGAUGGAACAUGCAUUUGUAAAGAUGGAUUUAACGGAACCCAAUGUGAGUUUACGAAUGAGUGUAAUACAGGAGCCCACAACUGUCAUCUGAAUGCUUCUUGUCUGAACACGAUAGACAGCUAUAACUGUUCUUGUCAUGUCGGAUUCUAUGGAGAUGGAUUUAAUUGUACAGGGUGUGAUGAUUGGACAUACGGUACUCAGUGUUCUCAGAACUGUACUUGUAACAUUGAGAACACGGCUGAUUGUGACGACACAACAGGAGAAUGUAUCUGUAAAGCGGACUGGAACGGAACAAAAUGUGAUAUCCAUGUAGAGGACUGUAGAAACGGAACUGCUGUAUGUGACCAUGAUCUUCAAGAUUGUUUAGUAAAUGGAACGAGUGGUCACUUUUGUUUUUGUCGUUAUGGAACAAAUGCAACAGGGGAAUGUCUGUCACCAAAUCCAACUCACAAACCUGGAACGAUAGAAACAAAGUUCCAAGCGGAGACAACUCUGGCAAUAUCUAUUACGCCACAGGAAUUUAAAGACCACACUGAAAAUAUAAGGGCCAUUAUUUUUCAGACUCUAAUAAACAAUUUCAAGGAUGAAAUACGUGGAUUUAAAACGAUAUAUAUUUUAUCUAUAAGACUUGGUAGCCUUAAGGUCAGCUUUGAAAUAGUCGUCUAUAAGAACGAGACUCUAGAAGCACAAACGAGUGACUACAUCAGGGCUACGAAAAAACUGCUGAGUAAUGCCGUGAGGAUUGAAAUCUUAGGGAGAAAUGCUUCUUUUUCUACUGUAAUAAUUACUGACGGAGAAGGCAAAAAUUUCACAGUCGACAAUUCAAGCAGCCCGUGUUUCAUUUUAAAACUAUUAUCCCCCUGUUCUGAAGGGGAAACGUGUGUCGAAAACUCAGGCAGUCCUUCAUGUGUAUCAAUAGAAGUAACAGAUUAUUUCGACUUGAUUGUUGGGCUAGGAAUAGGAAUACCCUUAACAGUGACAGUAAUAGCAAUUAUAUUCAUCAUAUGCGUCUACUGUAAACGACGAAAAGAUAAGGAAGAUUUGACUGUCAGCAGUAAUAGUGAUGAUAGGUCGUAUGAUGGGAGUGAAGCGUUCAGGUAUGGGAUACCUGUCCGUUAUGGCAGCUGGGGACCCAUGUACUCCCCGUAUGGUAUUGAGGGUCCUCGAAGUUUAGAAAGUAACCUACCACGACCAAGGCAAUAUGAACAGGACAUCUGGAAUCAAGAACAUAUAGAUGAUAGACCCAUUCCUUAUAAUUCAGAAUUUUCCUGGGAUUUCAUACAGUCUUCCAUUCCAACAUCUGAAUCGUUUAGAAUACAACGACCCAUAGCAGAAGCAAAUCCUAACCCGGUGUUUGAUGCACUUGACAAAAACAGGAAAGAUCUGAAAAUAGCAAAGAGUAACAAGAGGACAGAGACGGUUUUAUAUACCAGGAAGGAUUGAAAUUCAGGCCAUGUAGAGUAAAGGAGUUUGGGGAUUUAAACAGAAAGAGAUCAGUCAACAGCUUGAUGGCGCUUCAAAGUAGAAAAUUGUAGACAUUACAACUUAUCAAUUCCAUAAAAAUCGACGAUAAUGCUAUCAAGGCCUUUUCAAGGAUGUGCAAUAAAAUGUUCUGAUAAUUGCUUUAUAACUGAUUUUAAAGUGCUCAAUGUUUAACAUGAUCGUACGUUUAAUUCAUUUUAUGUGUAAACUGUGUUAGCCCUAAUAUUUUAUAUAUAUAUAUAUAUAAAUAUUAUUUUGUUCAUAGAAUGAAUUUAUAUUUUUGUCAAAAAUACUAUAUAAUUCUAUAAAGUGAGUGUUUUGUGUGUAUUUUAUAUCUCAUGGUUGUUAUAUUCAGAUUUUAAAUUGACUUGUUCAUGUGUACAUACAUAAUAUAUAUUUUCCGUCCGCCGAAAUAUUUUAGAUAUAUUUAAAUUUGUAUUGAAGCAAGCAUCAAAGUGUUUGCAAAUAUACAUUAGAUCGGGAAGGUAGAUGUAC
Molecule: messenger RNA, 3933 nt
Organism: Saccostrea cuccullata (small rock oyster)
Lineage: Eukaryota; Metazoa; Mollusca; Bivalvia; Ostreida; Ostreidae
Product: fibrillin-1-like
Exons: 24
Molecular function (GO): calcium ion binding
Source: RefSeq, a predicted model, not a curated record